CAACCACAACAACUUUUCUCCCUCGACCACACACACUGCCUCCGGUACAGCCAAACACAGCCCGAGCGCGGCAGACUGGCUACAUGGAGUGUCAAAGCAGGUUUGCAGACAAGGUCGUAUUUAUCUUCAUCCCCUCCUGUCUCUUUCUCUCUGUAUCGAGCUCGACUACGCUAGAAACAUGCAUCACAUUCACUGCGUCUGCUUCCAGCUCCCGUAGCUUGGGCGUCACGCACCUCCGGCAUGGUGGCUCGUAAAACCUUUCACCCCUCAUCCCUGGCUCACGGUCGAGGUCAAGCGGCUGCGAUUAUUCACUCGUUGCUUUUGGUCUUGCUUCUUCCAUUAUUAUCAUUCAAUACUUAAUUGCGCUUCAUGUUUGCAUGAAAACCUCUUCUUCCUUUGCUACCAUGCGCACGACAUCAACAAUGGCAUUGCCAUCAUCGAUGAUAGCAGCCGUAUUGCUCUUCGCUCUACCGAUUCCAACGAUCGCACAAACCGACAACGGCAAUGAAUGCUCCUGCUUUCGAACCAACGGCUCAUCGCAGGGCUAUUUUACAUACCAUCGAUUUCACGAUUACAGGGACGUGGCGACUGCAUCUACUACACCUCCAACAGUCAUCUCCAACUCGACAAAUGCGACGAACGCAUUUGCAACAUCAGACUUCUUCCUGCAGGAUGCGUGGCAGAAUGACUGGGCGAUCCAGAAUUGGAAUAAUAGUGAUAGCAUGGCGGCAUCAGGAGCAGCAGUCACCAUGAUUAAUUCACCAAAUAAUGUAUACAUUGAGAAAAGCACAGACAAUGACCCCACCUACUCCUCUUACCUCGUCCUCCGUACAUCGCGACUGCCCGAUUUCCAAUCUGCCGCCGAGAUCGAUUCCACCGAGCAAAACUUCCACUACGUAUCUGCGCGCUUCAUGGCACGAGUCAUAGGUGCUCCUGGCGCAUGCGCAGGCCUUUUCACAUACCUGGCCUCAGACAAUCCGCAGUCAGUACAGGAAGCAGACAUCGAGAUUCUGACAGCAGGUCCACGAGACAUGGUCCAGUACACGAACCAGCCAUCUACAGACAGCAAUGGGGAUGCUAUUCCUCAAGCGACGGUCAACGGGACGAAUCCUGGAGCGAGGGAUUGGACGUUAUGGAACACAUACCGCGUGGACUGGAUGCCCAAGAUGACGAGCUGGUAUGUGAAUGGAGAAGGUGCUGCGAAUAUUAGUUUCCAGACUCCAAAAGACCCCGCGGGGUUGAUAUUGAAUAUGUGGAGUGAUGGCGGCGUUUGGACUGGGAAUAUGAGUCUUUAUGACGAGGCAUACUUGCAGAUCCAGUGGAUGGAGUUUGUGUAUAAUACCAGCGGGGCAGCGAGCGCCAAGAGAGACGAACAUGGACCGUCAGGUUUGUUGGAGAAGCGCAAAGGAGGCACGCCUGGAUGCAAAGUCGUCUGUGGUGUCGACGAGGAUGUCAAUAUUACAGGCACGCCAGCUUUCUUGUACAACAGCACUGCGCCAAUGGGAUGGAGGGGAGAUGGGAUGGGCAUCAUGGCUUGGAUACCAGUGGUGCUUGCUGGAGCUGCUUUAUUUGGCUACUUCUAAGAAGACGUAACAUACAUUGGAUGAGAACGGAGAUCUAGUCGCCGGAGAAAGUAAGGGGUUUAGAUUUGAUGUUGGAUACGGCGCUGAAGGGUUGGAAAAGUCGAGCAUGAUAUAUGAAGAACACGGCAAAUGUCUUAUACAUAUUCUCUGUACUGUACUGUACCCCAAUUUAUUUACAUUUCGAUCUCCA
Messenger RNA from Mollisia scopiformis, 1773 nucleotides. Its product is annotated as concanavalin A-like lectin/glucanase. Gene Ontology annotation, biological process: carbohydrate metabolic process. The transcript has 2 exons. NCBI's taxonomy places the organism in Eukaryota, Fungi, Ascomycota, Leotiomycetes, Helotiales, Mollisiaceae. Gene Ontology annotation, molecular function: hydrolase activity, hydrolyzing O-glycosyl compounds. Bases 423 to 1583 code for a protein of 386 amino acids. The record is from RefSeq and is a predicted model, not a curated record.